Molecule: messenger RNA, 2269 nt
Organism: Botrytis deweyae
Lineage: Eukaryota; Fungi; Ascomycota; Leotiomycetes; Helotiales; Sclerotiniaceae
Exons: 4
Coding region: 474-2039 (521 amino acids)
Biological process (GO): sphingosine biosynthetic process
Cellular component (GO): intracellular membrane-bounded organelle; membrane; cytoplasm
Source: RefSeq, a predicted model, not a curated record
GAUAAAUAAAACGACCGCAUCACGUAUCGCCCCUCAUCUUAUUGAAUGACAGAAAUUCGAUUACUCCGUUCAAUCAAUCAUGUCUACAAGUAUCGAGAAAGGGAACCCAUGACUGGGUUGAAUGAUCGGAAAUUUUGAGGUUUGUGUUCCGUGCAUCUGUCUUGUUUUGAAGCUCGGCAUCUUUGGAACUGUGACGGGCCCUUGCAUUUGCAAGUACCAUGAGAGAGUACUAACGAUAACCCUAAUAAAUCUUGGAAGCCACCCUUCAUUGAACAAAGGGAAAAAAGUCUCGAGAAACUUCAACUUAAAUUUGUCUUAUUCUCGCUGCAUGACACAUUUUGAUGGUCACCAUCUUUAGUCACUCGUUACAAUAACCACCAUACUAUGAUUGGAUAGACAGAGGCGAGAGGUAUCAUACUGAGAGCGAGAGAAAGUGAGAGAAUGCUUGGGAUCUCGACACAGUUUAGGUGACCAUGGCUUCUUCUAUGGAUUCGAAUCAUCCGUUUAUCGAUACGAUGGGAAUUACUAGCGACGAGUAUGUGCGGGAGCAAGCGUUUGUGACUGAUGGAACGUUGACGGUAGGAAGAAAUGCUUCCUUGACCUUGGGAACGGACUCUCUGAUUGUGCUUGAUGAGGCUUUUGAAAAGGAAAGCGCAGCUUGUUGUGGAUUUUGGACUUUUGCUUCGAGUUCUGCGAAUACCAGACCAAUUCCUUUCUACAACGUCCUCUGGGCUGAGAUAUUAGACACGAAAGAGCUUGCGAUUCGAUAUGCUGCGCCGACAUCGAAAUCGAGAGUACAAGCCACAGAACUGAAGUAUGCGAUUGAAUCGCAUUCUACGGAAGAAGUCGAGAAAUGGAUUGGAAAAUUAUUAGAUCGAUCGUACGGCGAAUCACAACAAACAAAACGAGCAAAGGUCCUGGUGAAUCCUCAUAGCGGCAAGGGAAAUGCGCAGAAAUACUAUAAUCGGGAUGUGGAACCACUUUUGAAGGCAGCGAACUGUAGUAUUGACAUGGUAAAGACGCAAUUUCAGGGGAAUGCGGUUACGAUUGUCGAGGAUAUGGAUGUUGAAGCUUACGACAUGGUGGUUUGUUGUUCCGGAGAUGGAUUGGCGCAUGAAGUAUUUAACGGCCUGGGGAAGAGACACGAUGCGAAAAGAGCCCUAUCGAAGAUUGCAGUGACGCAUGUACCAUGCGGGAGUGGAAAUGCUAUGAGUAUGAAUUUGAACGGAACGGCCAGUGCAAGUUUGGCUACUUUGGCUAUUAUCAAGGGGAUUCCCACGCCGUUAGAUCUCAUGUCGGUCACACAAGGAGAAACACGAACAAUCAGUUUCCUAUCUCAAUCAGUGGGGAUCGUGGCCGAGGCUGAUUUAGCUACCGAACAUUUGAGAUGGAUGGGAAGUGCACGAUUCACAUAUGGAUUUCUAGAGAGACUUAUUGGGCAAGCAAUUUAUCCUUGUGAUAUUGCUAUUAAGGUUGCGAUAGAAGAUAAACCGAGCAUAAAAGAUUAUUAUAGAAAGGAGAUGAGCAAUCACGAACCGGCAAGCGAGAGGAGAGGAUACAAAUACCUUUUGGAUGACGAUGCUUCGGCUAGUAGUGGGACGGAAGAUGGGUUGCCUCCGCUGAGAUAUGGUACCGUGAGCGACAAAUUGCCGGAGGGCUGGGAAAUGGUUCCAUAUGAUAAGUUGGGCAACUUUUACUGUGGAAAUAUGGCAUAUAUGGCCUCAGAUGCCAAUUUCUUUUCCGCCGCUCUUCCAAGUGACGGUUACAUGGACCUCGUUUGCAUCAACGGCGAUAUAAGUCGUCUUUCAGCUAUUAAGAUGAUGUUGUCAUUGGAAAACGGAAAAUUGUUCGACAUUCCUGACGUAUGGUAUCGUAAAAUACUCGGAUAUAGAAUCAUUCCGAAACAGAAAGGCGAUGGGUAUAUAAGUAUUGAUGGGGAGAGGGUUCCUUUCCAACCAUUCCAGGUCGAGGUACAUAAGGGAUUGGGUACGGUACUCUCGAAAACGGGACAUAUGUAUGAGUCUCAUGAUUUUGUUUGAGUCUUUCUUGGCUCGGGGGUGAACUUCUUUUUCAUAUUUUCAUGAGGUUUUAUGUGUGCAUUGGAAGGGAAAGGGGCUCUCGGUAAGAUAAGUUCUGGGCAAGGCGUUUAAAUUUUCUUUCAGACAUUGUGGCACUUAUAGUCGACCUCAAAUGAUACCCAAAGAUGGUUUGAUUCGCAUCAGCGACUUGAUAUAUACAUAUAUAUAUAUUGUCAAAAUUAGAGAUCUUU